This is a messenger RNA of Neltuma alba, 3263 nucleotides long. Its product is annotated as pentatricopeptide repeat-containing protein At2g32630. The transcript has 5 exons. Lineage: Eukaryota; Viridiplantae; Streptophyta; Magnoliopsida; Fabales; Fabaceae. The record is from RefSeq and is a predicted model, not a curated record. Bases 769 to 2649 code for a protein of 626 amino acids. Gene Ontology annotation, molecular function: protein binding.
UGAAACCUGAGCCCCGAGUUGGAGCAGAAUCGUUGGACCUCCGACAUCAGUGUUCAUCAUCGUCUUCGUCGGAGUGGGCGGAGCCAGAUGAAAGAGCGGCGUGAGGACCGAAGGAACUCCGUUGCCGUCUCUGUCUUCUGCUCUUCUUCUUCAUGAGCUCAACGAGGUUUGGAUUGGAGGAAGGCAGCCAUCACCAUCAUCGGAUAAUGAGGGAGGAAGCGAGCUGACCCAGUUGGAGUCUUCUUCAACGGAGAUGCCGCGAGUUGGACUGGAAGACGAGUUGAAGGAGGACGCCAUCGGAGAUUAGAGGAGAGAGGGAGGAAGACGCUACUGGAAACAGAGUCGUUGAGAGACGCAAGCUGAACAAAGGAGGAGCUGAGGACGUCGUCGUUGUUGUUUCCUUCUUCGUGGAUUUCAAUUGGUAGGCUCAGACAAGAAAACCGUGCAAGCAGGCAAGGCAAGGGAAUGUUGCUAUGGCUGUACCUAUUCUGGUUUUUAAAGAACCUGAACUAUUUCGUCAAGAUCCAUGUGAUGAUAUCAGAAUGUUUACUAUCACCGAAAUUCCUCUACUUGGCUUCAGCAGCACUUUCAGUUUCACUUUCUGAUCUGAAGUGUCUAUGGGCUUUGUCAGUGUUGAUUUGUCCUGUAUUUUGCUGGGCUUGUUUGGCCGCAUGCCUGUACUCAAGAUACUAGCUUUCUGUGAAAAGAGUAGCAUUUCUUAAACUUAAGUUCUUCUUUUAGUUAUAGUAUUUGGAAAUUCUGUUAAGUAUGAUGUUUUUGAAGACCUCAAGGGUUUUGAAGAAUCGGACUGUGCUGCUCCCUUCAAACUCAUCCUUCACAUCCAACCAUGAAAUUGUUCAGAAGAUUGCCUAUACCCUUAAUAAUCCAGGUUCUAAUUAUUCUCAACGAGCUACAGAACUGCAUUGUUUCUGCUCAUUCAUCAACCCCCAUGUUACUCAUCCUGUUCUCUCAAACCGUUGCUUAUCACCUCAAUCAUCCUUGGCAUUUUACAACUUGAAAGCAAACUACUCCCUUGGUUCCUGUAAGCCUGACAUUCAAGAUUAUGCAUGCCUCAUUUCUAGACUCUACCAUGCUCAAAAGUUUGCGGAAAUGAAGAAUAUUUUGAGUUGUAUUGUGACUGAUAAGAAGCUUUGUUGCCCUGUUUCGGAUUUCCUUGCUUUCUUUGAUAAAAGAGAUCACCACUUCUUCUUAAAGUUGUGUGAUAUGUUAUUCAGGGUAUAUUCAGAUAAUAGAAUGUUUGAGGAGGCUUUUGUAGUCUAUGAUUAUAUGGAAGAAAAUGGGUUGGUGAUAGAGGAGAGAUCCUGUUUUGUGCUUUUACUUGCUUUGAAAAAGUGUAAUGAGACGGACCUAUUGACGAGAUUCUUUAGGAAGAUGGUUGAGUUAGGUAGGGUUGAAAUCAAAGUUCAAUCUUUGACACUUGUAAUUGAUGUUUUAUGUCUGAAAAGGGAAGUUGAAAGAGCUAAGGUUUUGAUGGAUGAGAUGGAAGGUAAAGGCAUAGUGAAACCCAAUGUUGUCACUUACAAUACAUUGUUGAAAGCAUACAUUGCAAGAAAAGAUCAAAAGGGUGUUAAUGCGAUAUUGAACUUGAUGGAGAAGAGGCAAGUUGUCCAUAAUUUGACCACUUGUGAUCUUUUGAUACAGUGGUAUGCAAGUUCUGGCAGCAUUGAAGAAGCUGAAAAGCUAUUCACCAAUAUGUGCGAAAGAGGGUUAGAACCAGAUGUUUAUGUGUACACUUCAUUGAUAAAUUGGAAUUGUAGAAAAGGAAAUCUUAAAAGGGCAUUUGCUUUGUUUGAUGAAUUGAGUGAGAAAAGCAUUGUUCCUAAUGCUCACACCUACGGGGCCUUAAUUAGUGGUGUAUGCAAAGCAGGCCAAAUGGACGUAGCAGUGAUCUUAGUGAAAGAGAUGCAAAAGAAGGGUGUUGAUGUAAAUAUAGUAAUAUUUAAUACAAUAAUUGAUGGUUAUUGUAAAAGAGGGAUGAUAGAUGAAGCUUUGAGACUCAAAGUUGUCAUGGAAAGCAAAGGUUUUGAAGCAGAUGUCUUCACCUACACUAGCAUUGCUAGUGGGCUGUGUAAAUUUAGUAGGUAUGAGGAAGCCAAGAGGUUUCUAAGUGAAAUGGUUGAAAAAGGACUGACCCCCAAUGUGGUAAGUUUCAAUAUAUUGAUUGAGAUAUACUGCAAGGAGGGGGACCUUGCAGAAGCUGAGAGGUUGUUCAGGGAUUUGGAAGAGAAGGGAGUGAUACCUACUAACUUUUCAUAUAAUACCAUUAUAUAUGGUUACAGCAAGAAAGGGAAGAUGGAGCAGGCUCAUAGGCUAAGAUUUGAAAUGAUCCAAAAGGGUUUAGUGCCGGACGUCUAUACAUACACAUCACUUAUACAUGGUGAAUGUGUUGCUGGCAAGGUAGAUGAGGCACUGAAACUUUUCAAGGAAAUGUCGUUAAAGGGCAUAAAAGGGAAUGUUGUGACCUACACAGCAAUUAUUUCUGGUUUGUCUAAGGAGGGGAGAGAGGAAGAAUCCUUCAAAUUCUAUGAUGAGGUGAUAAAGUUGGGCUUUAUACCUGAUGAUAGAGUAUACACUUCACUUGUUGGCAGCCUUCAUAAAUCUGGAUCUCAUGAUGCUCCACAACGUUAGAUGCAUCUUCGGCUGGCUACAAUUUUUUUUAUUUAUUUUUGGGUAUUUCCGCAAAAGGUUAAGGAUACAGUGCUUAACAGACGUGACAUGGAUGACAUGCUCUUUUGAAGCCCAAUUGAUAAUAACCAGAAAGAAGGAAAAUCCAGCUCUCGUGGAAUCUCAACUAGAGCUUGAAUUCUCAGAAUAUAUAGUCUGUCUAAUGUUAGAUGUCCACGUUUGAAUGGUGGUUUGCAUGGCAUAUCUCUCGGAUGGCGGAGGAAAUUUGCUGCUACUCAAGUUGCCAGAUGAGGAUAUUUUAAUAGAGAAGAGCAAUGGAGGAAAGAAAGCUGCCAGGACAUCCAACAAUGUCAUAAAACAACGAGGUCUCCGUGCAAAAGAUGUUCUUGAUACCUCAAUGUCUUCCAGCGUUUGGUGGCUGCUGAAAUAUUCUCCUUUCCUAAGCUUUGCAAUAGUCCUUAAUAACUUUCAAUUGAGAUGCUGAUCUUGAAACCUAAUAACUGACGAAUUCAAUAUGAAAGGUCUGAGAAAAAGUGCCAGACACAUUUGAAGAAUCAUUGUAAAAAUGAGAAAUUCUAAUAUCAUCGUUUACUUCCAAGUAUGAACUUUUCCACGUA